CAAAGGUCGCAGAAGGUGCACCCCCCUGCCGGAGUGCCACUUGUGUCUGCCGACUGUUCGUUGCUUUCCGCUCAGUGAGCCGCUGAGCAGCUCUGGCCCCCCCAGUUCAUUGGCAUGCGGGCCAUGACAUCGACCGCCGAUGAGCGGGACGACCCCCGCGCCGCGUACCGCCUCCAGCAGCUGCGCCGCCACCUGGUCUGCCGCCCCGCUACCGCCGCUGCCUCGGAGCUGGGUGGCCCGCUGGCUGCUGCCUGGUGCAAGGCCGCCGACAACACCUCGGUGCAGGAUGCCAGCAAGGUGGUCAGCGCGGAGGAGGCGGCGGCGCUCAUCCCGGACGGCGUCUGGCUCACGCCCGCCGGCUUUGUCGGCACCUCAUGCCCCGAGGCGCUGCUGAACGCCGUCAGGCGGCAGUACGAGGCCACGGGCCACCCCCGCGGCCUAGGCCUCAUUUACGCCGCCUCAGCCGGCAACUCCAAGGGCCGAGGCCUCGACCAGCUGGCGGUUGAGGGCCUGGUGGAUCGGCUGAUCUACGGGUGGACUGGCACCGCCCCCGGCUUCCUCAAGCUGGUGCGGGAGAACAAGGUGCAGGCGUACAAUCUUCCGCUGGGGGUGGUGUCUCACAUGAUUCGAGACGUGGCGGCCAAGCGGGCGGGACCCGUCACCCAUGUCGGCCUGGGCACGUUUGUGGAUCCGCGCGAAAAGGGCGGCAAGCUGAAUAGCGUGACGACUCGAGACAUUGUUCACGUGCUGAACCUGGGCGGCCGGGAACUGCUGUGGUACCAGGCCCCCGACAGGAUUUCGGUGGCGCUGCUGCGAGGCAGCACCGCCGACCUGGACGGCAACGUGUCGUUUGAGCACGAGGCACUGUUCACCGACCAGCUCAACCAGGCGCUGGCGGCGCACAACGGCGGCGGCCUGGUCAUCGUGCAGGUUCACCAGGGGGGGGACCGCGGCACGUUGCACCCAAAGGACUUGCAUCUGCCGGGCGCCAUAGUGGACAGGGUGGUUGUGGCGCCCCCGGAGCUGCACUGGCAGUCGUUUCGGGACCCUCAUUACGAUGGCAGCCUCAGCGGCGAGAUCCGCACCCCGCUGCACAGCAUCCUGCCGCUGCCGCUGGAUGAGCGGCGCAUCAUCGCGCACAGGGCCAUGCUUGAGAUAGACCAGCCCAAUUGCAUAGUGAACCUGGGAGUGGGCAUGCCAGAGGGGGUGGCGGUGAUGGUAGCCACGCAUGGAGCGGCUCAGAACCCGUAUGCAGCAUCGGUCACCCUAUCCACAGAGGCGGGGGCGUUUGGCGGCAUCCCUGGCGGCGGCCUGCGCUUUGGCUCCUCCCACAACCCCGCCUGCCUCGUGCCCACCGCCUCCAUGAUCGACUUUUACAACGGCAGCGGUGUGGAUGUCGCGUGCCUAGGGCUGGCAGAGGUGGACCCCACGGGCAGCGUGAAUGUGAGCAACUUUGGCAACGGGCGCAUGCCCGGCUGCGGCGGUUUCAUCGACAUCUCGCAGACAGCCAAGAAGGUGCUGUUUGUGGGCACCUUCACCAGCAGCGGGCUCAAGGUGGCUGUGGAGGCCGGGCGGCUGGCCAUCCGGCAGGAAGGCAGCCUGCAGAAGUUCCGGCGCGCUGUGCACGAGAAGACAUUCGCGGGGGCGUCAGCCAACGGGCGAACCGUGCUGUAUAUUACUGAAAGGGCGGUGUUCCGGCUGGCCCAGCAGCAGCCUGGCGCUGGCGCCAGUGCCUGCGUGCUGGAGCUUGUGGAGGUUGCGCCAGGCAUCGACAUAGAGCGGGACAUCCUGCCCCACAUGGAGUUCCGCCCGCUCGUCCGCAGCGUGAGGCAGAUGCCGCCGCAGAUCUUCAUCGCCUGACCUGGGCCUGCCAGGAUGCUGAGCCCGCGUUGGCAAGCCGCUGAGUUCACCGAUCCCUCCAGUGAUCCGGCCGCAUCAGCGUGACCUCUGCGCGUUGCCUCAACCCGCUUCCUGCUGCCGUGGUCAUUCAUGUGUACACACCAGCAGAGUGGAGAAACAAGAAAGCACGC
This is a messenger RNA of Chlorella variabilis, 2030 nucleotides long. RefSeq lists its product as hypothetical. The transcript has 16 exons. Lineage: Eukaryota; Viridiplantae; Chlorophyta; Trebouxiophyceae; Chlorellales; Chlorellaceae. The record is from RefSeq and is a predicted model, not a curated record. Gene Ontology annotation, molecular function: CoA-transferase activity. The coding region runs from base 115 to 1860 and encodes 581 amino acids. Gene Ontology annotation, biological process: ketone body catabolic process.